Molecule: messenger RNA, 2829 nt
Organism: Trichomonas vaginalis G3
Lineage: Eukaryota; Parabasalia; Trichomonadida; Trichomonadidae
Exons: 1
Coding region: 1-2829 (942 amino acids)
Molecular function (GO): protein binding
Source: RefSeq, a predicted model, not a curated record
AUGCUUGGUUUUCAUAGUUCAAUUCAGAAAUACACAAUAUUUAGCGAAAGUGAAUCGAUUAUCAUCAAAGAUGUGAGCAAAUAUUAUACAGGAACAAGCAUUACAUGGGGUACUUUCAAUGAAAACUAUAUUUGGACUUUAAAUUCAGAAAACUUACUAACAAUUUCCGAUUUUAAGAAACAAUUUCGAAAAAUCGCUAGUGUUCAACUUGAUAAGUCUCCAGAGCCAUAUAAUCUCUUCGAAACUACAAAUGAUCUCAAAACAGUUUUAAUUUCAUAUAAAGGUGCAGAUUUUUGUUAUAUAUUUUCAUUUAACAAAGAUACGAUUGAUGUUAACAUCAAAGUGCUUCAUGAAAUGAAGUUAUUAGACGCUACAGCAGGAUCAACGUUAAAUACUUUUCAAAUUCUUAUUGUAGAGGAUGAUAAACAAGAUGUUCUUAUUCUUAAUCAUAAAACUCUUGAAACUACAUCUAAGGAUCUUGAAAAUACGGCUUCAGGAAUUAUAUCUUAUAAAAAUUCGAAAGCUACAGUUCUUGCAUUCUUAUAUCCGGAUAAAGUUGAAAAUCCAAGCAAGAAAAAUCCAGUGGAACUUGAUUCUCCUAUGGUUGUCCACUCAAAUGUUUUCAAAUCAAGAAUUAUUAUUCAAGAUGAGGAAAAUCACAUUAGAGGUAUUGAUAUCAAUAAUAUGUCAUUAGAUAUCGACCUCGAAGCACCAAAACUUAAUCAGAUUUUCCUCUUACCCAAUAAUUUGGCAUUUGGCGUUUGUGACAACGGAGAUAACAUUAUUUUCACAGUUAAUCCAUCACAAGAAGCCGAGACCAUGCAAGACAAUACAGUUUUGGACUUAGAAAGUCCACUUUCCAUAAAAUCUGCAACAAUUUUUCACAAAAAACUUUACGCAGCAGAUACUAGAGGUGUUUUCUCAUACGAAUAUAGUGAGUUCCCACGGGAAAACAACGUUCCGUACGAAACUCAGCCACCUUUCCGCUUAUUUACAGAAUCAAUGGACUCAUAUGCUAUUUCCAGUGAAAAUGGAACCGAAAUCAUAGGUAAUGAGGAUGUAAUUCCAUAUGGACAAGGAAGAUUGCUUGGCCUUUACGAAAUUAAUGAAAAUAAUUCAAUUUUUAUUUACGAAGAUGGCAUUUAUCAGAAAGAAUCCAGUAAAAAGAUAGCUCUUAGACGUUGUACAGCAUGUGACUACAUGGAUGAACGCCUUCUUAUUGCUUUUGACCAUAGAAAACUUGUUAUUUUCCAAAUUUCCGAUUUCAAGAAAGUUGGUCAGACAACAAUUGAUAUAGCAGACGAUACAGUAAUAACCGCCGUAGCUAUUUCAGAAAAUUUCACUGCUUCAAGUCAUUAUUACGAAAAUACAGGAAUUGCAAGCAUAAUUUUAAUGGAUAACGAGUUUAAUACAAAGGCUGAUAUAGAUGUUCCAUCCCGUGUAACCUCAAUGAUCUUUGUUGAAGAAGGCAAAAAAUUAUUCGUCGGAAUGUUCAAUGGAACGGUUUUAUCAACGGAAACAAAUGAAAAUGGAGAACUUAUCAAACAUACAUAUUGUUAUAUUGGCAAUCCGUGCAUUGAUGUCUUCUUUAUCAGAAAUCCUGCAAAUGAUGACGAAUUUUUCUUCGCUGAUGAAAGAUUAUACCAUUAUUAUGACUCUACAAUCCAUGAAGAACAGUUUCUGCCAAUGGAUGCCUUCUGUUUGUAUAAAGAUGAAAUCGGAGUUAUUUUCUUAUCGACAGCGAAGGAAGGAAACGUCACAGCGAGAAACUUCUUGACUGAAAAUCAGUCAACACAUAGUUUUUACAUCAAAUUGAGCAUUAAAAACACAAUUUAUAUCGCUCUUGCCGGAAAUUACGGAUUUGCUCUUUGUGUAGACAACGACCAUGAGUUCUCUAUCCAUGUAUUUGAUAAUGAGAACCAGGAAAUCACAUCAGAAACGUUCAAAGGCUCUGUUUCAACUUUAAUUGCUCAUGAAUCAAAGGGAAGGGUCAAAAUUAUUGCAGCGGAUUGCGGGAAAUCAGAUACAAUACAUGGUAUUGUAUACGAAGAUGGCAAACUCUCUCUCAAAUUCACAAAUAAAUUUGAGACCAUCAUAUCAAGUAUAUGCAUGAUGGGCCAUAAGGUAAUAUUUUGUACCAGCCAUACGAUAAGGGUUUGCAAAUUCAUAGAAGACAAACUUUUAUUCACAUAUGCAAAUACAACUUUAUGCGGCAACGUCAAUAUGGUUGUAACUCAUGGCAGAUACAUCUGGUGCUCAGUCGAAAACUAUGGAAUCGCCGUCUUGACGUACAACAAGAAAGAUGACUGUUUGGAAGGUGUCGGCCAAUACAAAAAAGUGACAGACAAAAUCACAGCCAUUGCACCUAUUGAUGAUUUGACAGUCGCUUUCUCCACAGAGAGGGGAGACAUCUUCUUCACUACUAUCGAUAUCAACAUUGUAUUAGGUCUUAAUACAUUUGACAUGGUUUCUUUACCACAAUUAAAUAUUUGUGGUCGAAUCAACAUCGGCCGUGUUGUUGUCUUCAUUUUCAGGAAUGGAAAUUGCAUAUACUAUCUUCUUAAAGAUGGUACGCUCGGUGCACUUCUCCCUGCUCCUUUGAUGACAGAGUUUAGAAGGUCUGAAAGAUACCAAUUCAAUGCAUUGUCUGAGUAUUCAGAAGGUGUUGGAUUCUUCCAUCCUGGACAUUCUUUGGCAGCUCAGAAAGGAAUCAUUGAUAUUGAUUUCAUCGAAUGUUUGAAUCAGCAGAAUAUCUUCCCUGAUGCCGACCAUGCUUCUGAAGUUAUGGCUGCAAUUUCACAAGCAAAUGUUAAUAUUGUUCUCAAAUAA